CUCCCUCCGGAGACCCUCCGGGGAGAAGAGCCGCGCCUCCGCCGGGCCGGCCUCGUGGAAGCGGCUGCCCGGAAGCCCGGCGGGGCCGCUCGGAGGAAGGCGCCGCUUUCUCCGGAGGGGCCUGGGGGCCCGGGCUGGCCGGAGGAGCCCCCGCGCUGCCAUGCUCGGCUCCGGCGGCCCCAACGCCAGGCCCGUGGGCGGUGGGGAGGAAGGGGCCCCGCCUUCCUCGGCCGGGGGUCGCAGCCGGAGAGGGGCGCCUUUUCUUGGGGGAAAAGCAGCCGAGGAGGAGUCUGGAGGCGGCUCCCAAGGAGAGAAAGAAAGAAAGAGAGAGAGAGAGAAAUAAAAAAAGAAGGAAGGAAGGAAGGAAGGAGAGAGAGAGAGAAAGAGAGAAAGAAAGAAAGAAAGAAAGAAAGAAGAAAAGAAGAGAAAGAAAGAAAAAGGAGAAAGAAAAAGAGAGAAAGAAAGAAAAAGAAUGAAAGAAAGAAAAAGAAAGAAAGAAAAAGAGAGAAAGAAAGAAGAGAGAGAAAUAAAAAAAGAAGGAAGGAAGGAGAGAGAGAGAAAGAAAUAAAAAAGAAAAAGAAAUAAAAAGGAAGGAAGGAGAAAGAAAGAAGAAAGAGAGAGAAAGAAAGAAGAAAGAAGGAAGAAAGAAAAAGAGAGAAAGAAAGAAGAGAGAGAGAGAGAAAGAAAAAGAAAGAAAGAAAGAAAAGCAAAUCUCCGCAGCCUCUGAAUCCAAAACGGGUCUCCUAAAACAGGGGUCUCCAACCUCGGCCACUUUAAGCCUGGCAGACUUCAACUCCCAGAAAAAGACCCUCCGAUCCCGUUUCUCCCGUGAAGGCGGGCGCUGAAAGCCCCAUGCCCAGAGGGGAGUUUGGGGCAGCCGAACCGCUCCACAGGGCGGCCUCCCCGAGUCCGAGGCUGGCCCAUCUUUGGCUCAUCACCACCUGCCUUCCCUCCCUGGGGCUGCGGCCCUCCGGACGCUCCCCGGCUGCCCUUCCUGGGGACACGCCAGGCAGGACUUGAACCCGGCUCUCCACCGGAUGGGCCUUUUCAAGGCAGCCCGCAGGAGGAGCCCCCCCCCCAGGCGGGCAGAGGGGCCAGGCUGGCGGCCCCCAAAGGGCCCCUGCUUUCUGAAGCCAUAAUUGGGGGGCAAGCGGUGUCUCCCCUUUGGGGAUUCCUUCCCUACAGCUCUCGGGGAAGCUGGGUUGAAGGAGGACGCUUCGUUCUUGGGCUGUUUGAAGGGAAGGAUGAAAAGCAUGGGGGAGAUUUGCUGGAAUGCCAAAAUAAAGGAGCUGUUAUUCCUUCCCGUUUAGAAGGAGCAGGAUGCAAGCUCAAGACAGAAGAGCAAUUUCCUAUCAUUCCUCACUCUUCUUUUAAUUUACUUUCUGCCCCAGGUAGCUCCAAACCGGCUGACUUUCUUUUGAACCUGUUUUACCCUAUAAUAAUCAUUUCACCCACUGAAGCAGCACUGAGUUACAAAUCAACCUUUUCUUAAAAUUUAUAAUGGCCCUCAGCAUUCGCUCCUUGCAAAGCAAGAGUAGCUUAGAUGGAAAGCUCUGGAGGCUGGGGUACUACAGACAGUUGGCCACAAGAUUUUGCAUAGGUUUUGGACCCUCCUCUGUUACGCUAUAAGAAGAGCCCAAACUUGGCUCUGAGGCAGCCUUCACUUCUCUUGGUCAGCAGGGAAUCAGGACGCCGCUCCUCCCCAGAGGCCAAAUUGAGCCUCUUCCCUAUGUUGCAGGGUUGGAUGACCUCAAGGGGUUCCAACACAGGGAAGGUGCGUGGAUGCCACAUUGGCAACGGCUGGGGAGUUCCUGUGUACCAUCCUUACUGACCGGGAGAAGAAGAGGCCUACUUUCAAAACUGCCACGGGGUCAGUUUAAUAGUCAUAAUGAAAGGCUUUUUCCUUAGCCCCACAGGGCUGGUGGGUCACACGGAUGAGCUGAAGGUUGGCCGUCUAAGCAUUGCGUGAUGAGGAAUUGCCAGCUCCUAUGGAUUCCAAUCAAACCAGGUAGCUGAAAAAAGACAGCAGCUGAAUUUGAAUGUACAGAAGAUUUGUUUUGAGUGAACAAUCUGUUUUUUCUUGUUUGGCUUCCCCUAGUUCAGCUAUUUAGGCAACCCCCUUGGAUUUCAACAAUAUGGAUGUCCCACAUUGUAUCUGUUGGUGGACAAACAAGAGAUUCAUGGAGAUUGCUUUUAAGAGAGCCAUAUUUCUCGGCCUAUUGAAAAUCAGACCGGAACCCUAGUUGCCUCUGGGAAAGUUUUCAUGGUCAAUGCUAGAAUGGAGUACCCCGAAGGCUCCAGUACCUCAGACUUGAUGGAUAUGUCAUCUGAGGACAGAACAAAGGAAGUGAGCUCUGACCGUGGAGAGGGCUUGAAACAGACUUGGGAUCUGCUUGCAUUUUCUGGAACUUGCCAGGCUGUUCCCCCUCCUUCUUUCGGCCUUGUACAGGACAGAUUGGAGGGUCUUCACUGCAGAACUGAAACACCCUCUGAAAAAUCCAUUCCAGUGUUAAUGCAGAAUAAUUUUGAAGUAUUGCACCCUGUUUCAGAAAGCUUGGACUUCUCUGAGAGAUUUGGACAGCCUCUCGAGCCAAUGAAAAACUUGAAAACUCAGGAUAAGCAUAAUAACGAUGCUGUUUUUUGGGCUGGUAUUCUACAAGCUCAGAUGUGUGUCUUCGAUCUUCAAGAGGAGUUGGAUAAGCAGAAAGAACCUCUGCAGACUCGCGGUGUGAAUUCUGUAUCCCUGGACGCAGCUACCAUCAAUGAACCUUUACUCCUGGAAAGUGAUAGUGAGGAGGAGCCAGAAGAGAAUUUAGAGAAACAGGAGGAGGAAGAAAGUGAGGAGGAGGAAGAGGAGGAGGAAGAGGAGGAGGAAUCUGAAUAUUUAUUUUUCAAUAACCCACUCUUUCAGGAAAGUCCUCACUUAACCAGAACUUUUGAAGGACAAGACCCAUGGCUGCAAUCAGAAAGGGAAACUUCCACUGAGAAUUACAAGAAAAAUGUAAAAAGUGAAAUGGACUCUGGAAACCGUAAUGGUGACUUAUUUUCCCAGGCCAAUGUGACAAUAAGCCCUGUGGCCAGGAGUUAUUUUUCUUUCUGUGAUGCUAACGAGGACACAUCCACCUCUUCUUUUCCAAGUUAUGUGCCCCAUUAUCGUUCCUUGUCUCCAUUGUUGAUUACAGAAAAAGAUCUUGAAAUCACCUGCUCUUUGGCAGAGAAUUCAGAGGCUGAGGGCUGUUUUCUGGAUCCCCUCCAAGGAGAUGUUCUGGGAAGCAUUACUCCAGAUCCAUCUGCGUAUUUGCCGGCAGAAGGGCUGCUGUUUUCUGCCUCCAGCACUUCUCUGAUGUCUGCUUUGCUGCAAGAGUCCCCGGAGAGCCGCCUCCCUCCCAAGCCCACAUCUCCAGGGGAGAGUUGCUGCGUCCCCUCCAGCUUCCAGGUCCUCUCGGCUCCUGCUGCAGAAGAGAAUCUGCAGCAAGAGAGGUUUGAGCCACAAGUAUCACCCCGUGGCCACCCUUCAUCUUCCUGCACGUGGUUAGAGGAGCCUGAGAGAACUUCCUCUCUACAGAAGGACGUCAGCGGAGCAGAUGUGAGCUCCAUCCCACUUUGUGGUGUAGAGAGGAAGCGGGCGAGCUCAGUAGAGAGACUCAAGAUGGUGGAGCUGCCAGCUAUGCAAAGCGAUGGGAGGUCGAAAGGCAGAGAGGAAGAGCCGAUGUUCUACUGCUGUGAAGAACCCGAAGGGGAAUUUGGCAAACCGGGGGAGAGUCUGCCUGCCAAGGUUACGGCAGAACCCAAUGGCACCCUGCUCCUGGCCAACGGCACCUCUGGAGACCUGGCCGCAGCGCACAGGCUGGCCACUCGCCUCUACCACCUGGACGGGUUCAAGAAAUCUCAGGUGGCUGCCUUUCUCCGGAAGAACAAUACCUUCAGCCAGAUGGUCGCUGAGGCCUACCUCUCCUUCUUCCACUUCUCUGAGCAAACUCUGGAUCAGGCCCUGAGGUCUUUCCUGAAGUCCUUCGUGCUCACCGGGGAGACUCAGGAGCGGGAGCGGAUCCUGAUGCAUUUCUCUCAGCGCUUCCACAGCUGCAAUCCUGAGGCCUCUCUUAGUCCAGAUGCCGUGCAUACGCUCACCUGCGCCACGAUGCUCCUCAAUACCGAUUUGCAUGGGCAGAAUAUUGGCCGAAGCAUGAGCUGCCAGGAUUUCGUUGUGAAUCUCACAGGCCUAAAUGAUGGCAAGGACUUCCCCAAAGAGCUGCUAAAGGCAUUGUACAACUCCAUCCGUCAUGAGAAACUGGAAUGGGCUACGGAUGAGGAAGAGGCAAUGGAUGCAAAGAUGCUCCUGAGUCCCACAAGCAGCCAGAGGAAAACGAACCCUUUUCUGACUGUGUGGCAGGAUCCGGGGGCAAAAGUCUACCAGAAGGGUCUCCUUGCCCGUAAGGUGCACGCAGAGGCCGAUGGCAAGAAAACGCCCUGGGGCAAGCGAGGCUGGAAGACUUUCCAUGCUGUGCUGAAGGGGACGGUGCUCUACUUCCUGAAGGAUGAGCAGCACUUGGAGAUGUCCAGCUCAGAGGAACUCAUUGGGUUACCUCACGCCCUGGCAGAGAAAGCCAGCAAAUACACCAAGCGGCCUCAUGUCUUCCGGCUCCAGACUUCAGACUGGCACAUCUUCCUCUUCCAAGCCCCAACUCCCGAAGAAAUGGCUUCAUGGAUUUCCCGCAUCAACCUUGUGGCAGCCAUGUUCUCUGCCCCACCUUUCCCCGCAGCAGUGGGCUCCCAAAAGAAAUUUAUAAGGCCCAUUUUGCCAACUACUCCUUGCAAGAAUUCCAUAGAAGACCAGCACCUGGCCCACGAAGCCUGCAUGGACAGGACGUCCCAUGAACUGCAGGAGCUCCAGCGGAAUCUGCCGGAGAAGCGUGGCCGUGGGAGGGAUCUGGAGGAGUACCAGCUCAGAAAGGAGUACUUGCUUUAUGAGAAACGCCGCUAUGAGACGUACGUGAAGCUCUUGGAGGUGAAGCUUGGCUGCAGCACAGAGGAUCUGGACCAGUGGGAAGCCCGGCUGACAGCCAUGGUGGAGAACUGCCCCAGUUUGCAGAAGUCUCACUCCAGCCCUUCCCUGAACUUGGAUGGGCCUCCUGCUGGGGGGGCCAAAGUGAAGCGGAACAUCUCCGAACGCAGGACCGUUCGCAGAAUCAUUCCAAAGCGCAACAAACACUUGUUAUGACCCUCUCUGGGGUUGUCCUUGGAUGCAGGAGGAGGACUGGCAGAGAGCGGUUGGCUCAAGCCAGGGUGGUUAGCCGUUGCCUUGGCUGGACGCUAGAUUAGGUCUCCGUCAUGGUGAACUCAGCGCCAAGAUUCUGGCCUGGAGCCCCUUCCGGCCUUCUCCAGAUUCUAGCUCCGGAUUUGCUUUUGGGAAAUGCUAUUCAGCUCUGCUCUGGACUCCCCUUCUCUUCAAAACCCUCCCUCUGGCUACUCAGGGCAAAUGGAAGGGAGGUCUGUGCAAUAAAAGGAACGGAAGGGUGA
Molecule: messenger RNA, 5517 nt
Organism: Pantherophis guttatus
Lineage: Eukaryota; Metazoa; Chordata; Lepidosauria; Squamata; Colubridae
Biological process (GO): regulation of ARF protein signal transduction
Cellular component (GO): ruffle membrane
Molecular function (GO): phospholipid binding; protein binding; guanyl-nucleotide exchange factor activity
Source: RefSeq, a predicted model, not a curated record